AUGAUCCAGAACAAGACUGCUUUCACGAUGAAGAAGGAUUAUGGCAAGGGCGAGAGAGAGGCACAGUGGGCCACGGCUCAACACACGCUUCAUGGCCUCCAGACUGCAAAAACUUCAAGCUUGUUCAAUGAGAAGAAAAUUACCGGGAGCUGUCUGAGAUUGCUGAGCAGGCUAAGAGACGGGCUGAAGUUGCAAGGUACAUACAUGACCAAACGGUGUGCAUAG
This is a messenger RNA of Ilex paraguariensis (yerba mate), 225 nucleotides long. Lineage: Eukaryota; Viridiplantae; Streptophyta; Magnoliopsida; Aquifoliales; Aquifoliaceae. The record is from the annotation of a GenBank genome assembly.